GUCGUGACAUUUCUUCCCUCAUUUCGUAAUCAGCACACCAGAUGACACAGUAUCCACGGCAAUUGCGAAAUUCAGACGACAGUUGUAACUAUAAAUUGCGUGUUAUUCUUAAACUUUUUGAAACAGCGUCAACACAAGAAUGAAUAUCUGUCUUUUGACUAUUGUGGGAAUACUGUGUGCAAUAGGAGUAUCAGAAUGCAUUGAAUGCUUCAAUUGUCUGAAUGUCACUGAACCACGGACGUGUCCAAACACGACUCAAUGUUCAAAUAGUGAGUCCUGCUAUUUGCAAACGCUCCAUUCCGGCACUGAAGUCCGUUACGACAUGGGCUGUCAGAACAAUCAGUUUUGCAGCUCAAAGGCCGUUAGCCCCAACGGUAUCAUUGGUCGCUCUACCCAGACCAGACAGCAGUACUCUUGUCAUGAAUGUUGCAGCAGUAGUAACCGUUGCAAUGAGCAUCUAUGUGCGCAAAGAAAACCCUCAUCUUGCAUCGACGACGAAACACUUGACUGUGCCCAUCUGAACUCUAUUUACCCAAUUUGUGCUGAUGUUCAACACGCAAAAACUACUUGUCCAAAGUUUUGCGAUCUCUGUAACCUCGUGGAUGGAAACUGGGGAAAUUGGGGAGAGUGGGCUACAUGCUCCUUAUCGUGUAGUAACGGAACGAAAACCCGCACACGGACCUGUUCAAACCCGUCCCCUUCCAACAAUGGACUUAACUGCACCGGGCCAAGUGUUGAGUCAAAACUGUGUUCUAUCCAGCUUUGUCCGGUACACGGCAACUGGUCAGAUUGGUCCCUCUGGUCAAAUUGCUCAGUUGCUUGCAACGUAGGGGUGAGAAAGAAGACAAGAACCUGCACGAAUCCUAAACCAGAUCGGUCAGGGAAUGAAUGCGUCGGUGAAUCUAUCGAAUAUACAGUAUGCCUUAAUGAACCCUGCAGCGUCAUUGAUGGUGGGUGGUCUACGUGGGGUGCGUGGCAGAGCUGCUCAGUUUCAUGUGGAGUAGGUCGCAAGCUAAUGAGCAGGACCUGUACUAGCCCGAGUCCAACUCUAUAUGGAAAAGCUUGUGAAGGCAACUCCGACGCAUUUGACGUUUGUGUCAACACACCAUGUCAUGCAGUAGCCUUCAACGCCUACGGAGUCAACAUUUUGUCAAAUAACGUCAAUGCGUUUUCAACUGUGAUCUUCAACGAAGGGAAUGCGUAUAACCCCAGCACUGGACACUUCACAGCUCCCGUGGGCGGGAUAUACCACUUUUCUGCCCAAAUGUGCGUUAGCGCCAACACUGGCAUUGUUUUUUACGUGCAAAAAGGCAGUGCGACCAUGAGCGGAGCGGUAUAUCUGACAUCAACACUGAAUGACAAUUAUAACGUCCCUACCUGUACUUCUGCAUCCUGCUCUGUGAAGCUGACCAUGAAUGAACACGUGUGGAUCAUGAUGGAGGCUCAAUACACAUCACAUAUGUACACAAGUUAUUGGAAUUCAUUUACUGGAAUGUUGGUCCAAGAGCUUUAACAAAAACGUGAACUCUUUGUUCCAGUACGUGAUUAGUAGUUUCAGUUAAUCUAUAUCACAUCGUUCACAAAACAUUGAACACAGUAUAGGCCUUAUUUAUUCUUUUUAGACAUUUAAAUGUUGCUUCAACCUGAUGGAUACGUUAUGCGUUCAUCCUUUUGAAAAUGCUGGUUUGCAAAAGAUAUUUAAAGCUAGUAAUCUUCUGUUAUUAUGAAUAGUUUGGUAUUAAAUUAUUAGUACUAUUCUACAAUUAAUUAAUACGAACUCCCGGUAAAGUUGCGUAUACUAUUUCAUUUUAAUAAUGAAUUUAAAACAUUGCUUAUUUGCGAUUAUGAAUGCAUUCCCCAGAACGUAUUUAGGGCAUAUUAUGUUUGCAAAACUAAAUACACCAACACAUGUCAGAAGCGAUAGUCAAGUGAAUAAGUUGUCACCGUCUACAAUGAUAAAUGCCAUUAUAUUACAGAAAUAAACAAAAGUAAAAGGA
Messenger RNA from Dreissena polymorpha, 1997 nucleotides. Its product is annotated as coadhesin-like. Gene Ontology annotation, molecular function: protein binding. The transcript is spliced from 10 exons. Lineage: Eukaryota; Metazoa; Mollusca; Bivalvia; Myida; Dreissenidae. The record is from RefSeq and is a predicted model, not a curated record. The coding region runs from base 140 to 1513 and encodes 457 amino acids.